AUGUUCAACCCAAAUGAUCUUCAGUUUCACUUAAAUAACGCACUGCAAAGGAUACAACAGCUCGAAAGCGCCAGUAUUUCUCCUAUAAACAAUCAGUCAUCGACAAAUUCAAGUGGAAAUAGUGGUUUGACGGUAACGGAAGAACUGCGAAGAAGUUUUCCCAGCUUAGCAAAUCUGCGACCUAACCAUACUUCAAGUCCUACUUUAAGUUGUUCAACAAAUCCAACAACAAGCUCGACACAAAUGCUGUUGACUCGUGCUUCAACAUCAGGUUUUGGUGCCAACAAGAAAAAACGAAAGCGUGGAUCGACACCUAAAUUGAACAUAAAGCCAAAAGCAGCCCACAAAGAUUUGGUAUUGGUCCCUGACCCAGUACAAACCUCAGUCCCGACUCAUUCAUCUCGGGUUAUGUUGGAAAGUGAUGGUUACGUUCUUCAUAGCUUUCCUUUUGUAAGAGAUUGGGAUGACAUCCAUUUAAAAAAGGAAAUAGAAAAAGUCUUUCCGCAGAUCCAGUGUUGUGGUUAUGAGUACAUGAAGGUAUAAUAUACAUACGGCAUAAUAUUUUGCUAACAAACUAUAAUAUAGCAUGGGUAGUAGUUAGGAAAUCUUAAGAAUUCCUAGAAUUUCUUUGUGGGGCCUGGAAAAUUGUUCCUUUUCCUUGUUAUAAAUGUCCCUCACUUAGAGAGAAAUACCUCACCCCCCCCCCCCUCCAACCCCUAUUUUAAAGAAAGGCAGUCACAUUGUCUAUCCAAACAACUCUAUUAACCGUCCUAGAAAUUUGGUAAUUUAAAUAAGGCAUGAAAUGCCCUUCCUUUGAUGACCCCCACUUCCUCUGUUUGAUGACUCUACCUACAUGAAAUACAAAAAUUAUUUUACCAAAUCCCCUGCAUUAGAAAGCUUAUCUUUUAAAAACUGCAGUAGGUAUCUUGUAUGAUCCAAAUCCUUGUAACCUAGUAACUGAUUAAGUUGCAUUGUGCCCUAAAGGCUCCCCUAAGGGACUGGUCAUAAUUUAGCAGGAGGGGUGGGGAGGUGGAAACAGGGGGGUCACAUAUUUUUUAGCCAGAAAAAGGGGGGGUUCAUAAAAUAUUAGACAGUUUAUGAAGGCGGGGAGGGGGUCUGCUGUUUUAGUUCAAUUGUUUUAUACAUGCCUUCUCACAUUUUGUUCUUCUCACAUAAGAGGGGGGGGGGCAUUAUUUUUCCAGGUUAUGGAAAGGCAGGGUUACAAAAUAUUCCUUAAAAUUUUGAAUUACACCUCCCCACCCCCACCCCCCUGAUAAAUUAUGAUCAGUCCCUAAUGCCCUCUAAUUGGUUCAUGUAAAUCUGCGUCGUGUUCAUUCUAAUGCUGUUGUUUUUAACAUUUAUCACAACAACGUCCAAGUCUUGUUUCCAUUCUAUAACAACCAUUAAUUUAAUGGGCCAACAGUAUUUUUUGGUUUAUUAGUUAGAGAAACAAUAACUACUAUUUUGUUUGAUUUAAUGUGAUGUGGUUGAUUUAUAGUGGAUUACACAAACAUAUAUUAUUUUUAUAUGUAUUAUAUAUAGGCCUUGUAUGGAAAACUUGUUUCACCAAAUUUGGCCCCGGGAGUUAGAAUGAACUGCAAUAUGCUGCUGAAACUAUCAGGCCAAGGCGCAGUGUACAUACGCUCAAAUGUAAAACUUGCUUCUGGUAGUGACAGUGAUCAUUCUGACAAUGAUGAUUUUUUGGAGCCAUCCAUAGCUGCAGUAAAACAAGAUCCAGAAAUCUUAGAAAUUCCAUCUGAGUCUGAUAUUGAAGGUAGAUAUUGACUGACAAAUGAAUGUAUAAUAUUAAUGCCCAGCAUUAAUACAUGAAUUGCAUUAUAUGACAUUGUUGCCCAUAUGAAAAAAUCCAAUUGGAAUUUGGGAUAGUUUCCAAUAGAAAUUCCUAUUGGAAUUUCAAUUGGAUUUUUUUGUAAGGGUGAGUCAUGGAAUAGUGAAUUGGGGGCUUUAUAUAAGCAGCCAAAAUUUAGGUUUAACAACAUAGAUGUUGCAGAUACAUAUUAAUUAAUGGCAUCACUGGCUACUAGAAAAUUUAAAAUGAGGUUGUGAUGUGGGUGUUUACUGCCUGUAUGACAUAGACAUAUGUAGCAUUGUAACACUUAUGCAGAAGUAGGAUUCUGGAUUCUCAUGGGGAUAGUAAAAUGUGGAAUCCUGGCAUCGCUAGUACUAGUGGAAAUGUGUUUAAAUUUUAGAUGCUGUAAUGAUAGAACAAGCUGUUGGUAUUGCACAGUCAUUUCCAGAAUCUGCUGGUGUACAUGCACAUAUUGUUAAUGAACAAACUCAAACUAACGGUAAUUGUUAAGAAAAAUUGUCUCCAUGAUGAAGACCCAAGAAUAUUGAGCAUUGCUUUGUUUUAAUACUUUUGUGCUGGUCGGAUUGCCCAGUUGUUGAAAUAGGAUACUGAAUUCUCGUGGGAAUACCAAAACCUGGCUGGAAGAUGUAGUUAUUGUGUGAUAGGCAGUACUUCUAAGUUUAAUCCUGUUACUGCCAGCUGUCAGGUUUACUUUGAGUACACCGGUUUUCCUCCCUCACUCCUAGCCAUAUUUAAUGAUAACCACAGAUAACCCCCUAAACCUUUGUGACACUGGGUUAUGUAACUUGUUAAAGCUUUCCAUCCAUUCCAGGCUGGGGAAUAUGCAUAUUAAGCGCCAGCGCUCCCCCCUUGACGAGUAAAUCGUCUGGUGUUACACAGAGUAAAAUAAUAAAGUAAGGUGCAUCAGGGCGCAAUGCGACUAAAUGGGUUAAUUUAACUAAAUUCAACUGGAAAAAUAUUUAAAUUUUAGAUCAUGUCACGGUAGAACACACUAAUGGCAUUACAGAGCCAUUUGCAGAAUCUACUCCAUUAAUUGAUAUCUUUGAUGAACAAAACCAUGAUAAUGGUACGUACAGUAAGUUGUGGAGAAAAUAUAAACUAAGGGGGUGUUUAUAUGGAACCUGAGCUAGCUCGCUUUGCUGAGAUCUAACGUUGCAUUAUACUAAUAUUCAUCUUGCAUUUAUAUGGGAACCAGGCUGGCCCGCCUGACUCUCGCCUCCAUAUAAACACCGCCUAAUUGUUGAGAAACAGAGAAAGGUCUAAGAAUAUAAUCCAGCAGUUGUUGUUGUAAUUCCAUUUCCCCACUUUGAAUAAACUUAUCUGGCAUUCAACUGAGUGAAAUACAGUAACAAAUGGUCGUUAAAGUCACACUUUAUUGAAAAAAAAAAUGACAAGUAGUACAAAGCACAUGCAAAGGUUAAGAAUAUUUCAACGUUAUACACUAAUGAAUAUAUUCCUUUGUAAGCGUUUGUCACAUAUUACUGUGGCCAAUUAAUGGUUCUGUUAAGCUACAGUAGCAUGUAAGUCAGUACAAGGGUGCAUGUAAAUGCAAUAUUCCUAUUAUAACACUUUGUUUUUUUCCUAAUUUAGCACAUCGAUUAACAACUGAAGCUGGUGUAAUUGACCUGAAUCAUAUUGUCAAUUAUCCAGUGAAGGCUGUAACAGUGCACAGAACAACCCUCAAGAAUGAUAUGAUUCAACUCUUUCAAGACCCAGACACACUUGGUAGUCUUUUAAUGUUUACUGUAAUAGGUUUUGAUGGUUCGGCUGAAAAGGGUGAAGGUGUAGGUGUAGCUAGGGAUGUUCUCACAAGCUUUUGGCAGGUUUUCGUUGAUUCAUUGGCUGUAGGUGUGCAGGAAAAAGUUCCCUCAAUAAGGCAUGACCAUCAAAAAAUGCAGUGGGUUGCAAUUGUUAGAAUUCUUAUUUAUGGUUACCUCAGGGAAAAAUAUUUUCCAAUUUCACUUUCCUUAGUAUUUGUUGCUACUUGCUUGUUUGAAGAAGAAAGUUUAACAAAUCAUGACCUACUACAAUCGUUUCGAAUGUACAUCUCAGACGAUGAGCGUGAGACCUUUGACAAGUGUUGCAAUGGAGAAUUGUCUCCUGAUGAUGAAGAAGUGCUAGAGCUAUUAAGUUCGUACAAGUGCCACCGCAUUCCAAACGCUGAAAAUAUUAGGUUGAUUUUUUCUGAACUUGCACACCAAGAACUAAUUCAAAAGCCAAAAUAUGUUGUCCACUGUUGGGCCCCCAUAUUCAAACAUUAAAGUCUUUCCCCCCAUUUCAAUCCAUAGAAGUGCUGAAAGAAAUGUACGAUGAAAAGCGGCCAAGCAGUCGUAAAGUAAUAAAACUGCUUAAGUGCGUUCCAGCUAAUGAUGCUGAAAACCAAUGUUUGGAUCACUUAAAACGGUACAUUAAGUCUUUACAGGGUCAGUCUUUAACACGGUUUCUUCAAUUCACUACAGGUAGCGACAUUAUUGUAACUGAACAGAUUAAGGUUGAUUUUGUAGCUGCCCAGGGUAAACCUGUGCGCCUCUGUUAG
Molecule: messenger RNA, 4367 nt
Organism: Paramuricea clavata
Lineage: Eukaryota; Metazoa; Cnidaria; Anthozoa; Malacalcyonacea; Plexauridae
Source: the annotation of a GenBank genome assembly